AUGCCUACGCCGAAACAAGCGAAGAGGCUCGCAAGGCUGCGUGACAUGGGAAGGUCCCCGAGGCCUCCACGCAGCCCCAGCUGGGAGAAAUACGAGAUCAAGACCUAUCAGCAUGGCUACGUCUACAUCGUGGACCACGACCCGAACUACCUCCAAGUCCCAGACCGGUCCGUGAAGCAACAACAACAUGACGAGAGGUGCAUGCGCAUUGCGAACUUCUUCGACUCAAGAACGCCAUAUGAAGUCAUUUGCGUGGCGUUCCCUCGCGGGGCUACGCCCGCCGACUGGACACUCUACUGGGACGCAGAGCUGGCUACCAAGAAUGCAGACGAUCUCAUCAUGAUACAUUUCCACGGCAAGGCAUGGGGAACCAACCAAGGCUACAAAUGGUGA
Molecule: messenger RNA, 393 nt
Organism: Ramularia collo-cygni
Lineage: Eukaryota; Fungi; Ascomycota; Dothideomycetes; Mycosphaerellales; Mycosphaerellaceae
Exons: 2
Coding region: 1-393 (130 amino acids)
Source: RefSeq, a predicted model, not a curated record